Molecule: messenger RNA, 330 nt
Organism: Williopsis jadinii
Lineage: Eukaryota; Fungi; Ascomycota; Saccharomycetes; Phaffomycetales; Wickerhamomycetaceae
Exons: 1
Coding region: 106-297 (63 amino acids)
Source: RefSeq, a predicted model, not a curated record
UAUCCUAUCCUUAUUCGUUGCAGAGUUGUUAAAAGGAAAUAACAACGAAAAUUCAGUUCUCAACCAUGGUUGAUCGAUUUAAUCAAGCUUUCAAAGCUUUAUAUCAUGACCCAUUGUCAAUCCAAUGAUCAAUUCAUGUUCAUUUUUUAUCUUCUUCUCUUAUCCCUGGGUUCUUCUUUGUUGUUCAAAUAUGUCACGUUGUUUGAACAGUCCCCAAAUGUUUCUUCUUCUGGUAAUGAUAUACUAGCUUCUAGUCUUAUUAUUUUACUAAUGUUCUUUAUGAUUGCAUAUAAUUGACCAUGCGUCUAUGGAUGAAGCUACUUGUACAAG